AUAGGGCACGUUUGAGCAGCACGGACGAGCAGUAGCUGCAUGUUUUUUUUUAAAGAAGUGUUUUACUAACGGUGGUGACAAAUGUGAAAAAGGAUAUUGCGCCAUUACGGGAAGAAUUGGCGAUAGUGCUAAAGAGAAAUAAUUAGUGGUGUAAAUUAAAUUCACAAGAUAAAAAAGGAGAAAAAAGGUGAAGUGACAAAAUUUGUAAUUUAUUAAGUGGUCAGCAUAUAAGUCCCUCGGUGGAAAUGGUUUGAAGUUUGGUGCGAUAUCGCUAUUAAAAUAAUUGAUGUGAGUGAGUAGUGGUGGCCAAGUGAUCGGAAAUUUGUGUGUACCAUGUUUUAUCAGUGAUCGGCGCCCAUAUGGUGGCAGCAGUGACAGCAGAAGAAGAGCCGAAAAUCAAUCAUCCACUAUCAGUAGUUGUUUGAUCUACGAGUGCAAUACACAAAACCCGGUGAGCCGACGACGACGGCCAUAUUCACCAUGGAUAGCGACACUGAUUUCGAGCGAAGCAUCAACAGCGCCAUGGACGCGUUGGAGAACGCCAUCGAGAACGGGUUCGACGAAGACUUCAAGGAACGGUUCAACCAUCGCUUCGAAGGCAGUUGGUCAGGCUUCCUACGAAAAAAGUGCGAGUGAGUGAGUGUGUUCAGUAACUUUUCCCCGUAUCUUGUUGUCUUGCUGAGUGAAGUUGUGAAAAGUGCUACAUUUUUGUUGCCAAAAUGUGGAACAAACUGUUCAAAAGUAAAUCGAAAUCUUCGAAAAAUCUCUCCAACCGCUCGUGCUCCUCUGGAUUGGAGGAGAAGGCACCAGUUCCAGGAUCGUCCAAAUCCACCGCAAACGGGCUUAACCUUGUGGCCCAGUACGAGCAGUAUGGCAGCAGUUUUGGCGAAAUGCCUGAGCCUGUGCGUAUGCGCGUUCGCUCGGAUGCACACGAUCCGAAUGCACUGGAUCUGGCCAGCUCCACGAACCAUCGCGAUUCCAUCGGUGUUGAGAUGUGUGGCAUACCGAUGCGUCGGUCCAAGUUAUCCAGUGCAUUUAAAAGUUUGAGCUUAAAACGAAGUGCUUCGAAAAGUCGACUGAAAUUAGCUACUAAUCAGCUGGAAGCGCCCGGUGGACACGGUACAGCGGUGGCUACGGUCGACACAGAUGGAGCCGAAAAGAAGAAUCUUACCGACUACGAGAUCCUAACUGCCGGCAAACGGGCAUCACUAAGGCCGUGUAAAUCAGAUAAUAAUCUCAACGAAAAACAGCAGUACACCGAGGUCGAAAAGGAAGAGCCUGUCUACAUUGAGCAGUGCAAGUCUUACGAAACGUUCGACCCCUCGUACGAGCCGCCACCAAACCUUGAACUGCAACCAUGCCCCAUAUGCUUGAGGAAGUUUGCACCGGCAUCGCUGCACAAACAUACCAGCAUCUGUGAGCGGGUUCAGACGAAGAAACGGAAACCGUUCGAUUCUUCCCGUCAGCGAAGGGAAGGCACCGAGCUUGCGUCUUACUUGCCGAAAAAUUUUGGACUCCCUCACAAGACGGUAAGCUCCUCAAAUGAGGCAAUACCCGUGCGUAAAUUAAGCCUCAGCAAAACCCCUACAUUCGAACGCAAAGAAUUCAACGCUACCACAAUGUCCACGUCGAUGCCGAGUGCUGCAAGUACGCCAAAGCCGGUAUUAAAACGCAGCAUGUCGCAACAGAACGAACCAUGCCCAUACUGCGAACGAUGCUUCGGCAUGAAAGCGUACGAUCGGCAUGUCGAGUGGUGUCGUGAGAAAGCGCUGCUGAACAGAAAUGUCAACAAUAACCAAAGCAUUUCAGCAGCGAAGGAAAGGCUUCAGGCUAGAAUUCAGUACAAAGCACCACAAAUACGAUCGAAACGUGCCUUAAAUCGAGAGAAGUAUUCGGGAAGCUUGAGCUGCGGAGGGUCCACGAACAGCCUUGCCGAAUUAGAUUUGCACAUGCCACGUCACAAUUCGAUGAGCUCAUCCGUCUCAAGCGAUAACAGAAAAUUCCACCUAUCACCAAAUUCAUUACAGCAAAACUCCUUGGGGAACGUAGCUAGCCUCGCCAAGGAACCAAAGAUCAUCAAACGCGAGGAAGCCAAGAAGGGCACGAAACGGACCAAGACAUUAGCACUCAGUAGUGAACGACUGCCUAGCGAUACGAACAAUAAUAACAAUAACAACACAAUUAACAAGAACGGUAGAGUAGAGCAGAACUACUGCAACCAUAAUAACAGCAGCAACGCCUUCAGCAACCGAAAUGACGCCGGUUGCCGUACGCAGCUAAAAAACCUACUGAACCGCUCCACUGUAGACAGCAACGUGACGACGACGACGUACAAGCCGCACAAACUACGGACCGCCGACCAGAGGGUUGAGAAGUUCGAAAUCAUUGGCCACAACAACCAUAGCGAACGGAUGACCCAUCGACCGGUCAUCGCGCAAACCGUGCGAUGCACGAGCAACAGUGGAUACAGCCCUGACCGGUACGAUCCAUUCCUGUCUGCUAGGCGACAGCUGGAGGAGUUGUUUUCUCCUACCACGUCGCUGAUAAAUGCCAGCACCGCAGGGAGCACUACCAGCACCUCACGGCUCAAUCAAAUGAGCACUAGCGGUGGUGGUAUCCCAUCCGACAAAGCGAGCAAUGGCGGUGCGUCGAAAGCUGCGCACCACAACUCGAACUUCCGGCGAGCGUACUCGUUGCGAAUGCCGCGCAAGGUGUCUCGCCCAAUGUAUGUGGAGAAGGCAAAGUCUAACAUACAGAAGGGCAUCACCGACGAUGGGCCGGUGUCGCCCAAUUUCCUCAAAUCCUCCGAAUACGACGAACUACCGAUCAAAUCGACAUUUAAUGCGCUGCAGAUGGCGGAACCGAAACCGAAGCUGCGCGACUCCAGUACGGUUCGCAAGAAUCUCAAGCUAGACAUCAAGGAUCCCAACAAUCCAGCCGGUGGCGAGAUACCUCUGUCCAAGACCGAUUCGUUAGCCGUAUUUUUGAAGUACGAAAACGAGCUUGCGUUCAGUGAAAAGGACAUGAAGGACAAGAGUAACAGUCUCAGCAAGCGAACGUCAUCGUUAAGCGCGGAUUCGACGCAACAGAAACAGAAACAGGAGCUGUUAAACAUUGCGCAAGCUUCGGUGAAAAGUAACGAAUCUUUAACAAAUGAUGAAGAACAGCAAACGAUAACGAAGCGAACGGUGGCACAGCAACCAGCGGAGGAUGAUGCGAUGAAAAAGCAGCCGCAAAAAUUGGUCCCAAUUAAGCUAGAACCAAUCAACAUCACUUACAGCAGUAAUCAUACGACCGAAGUCACUAACAUUAAACCGAUGGUUAUAUCGCUAGAUGCAAUAAUUGGGAAGCCUAGUAUUACAAAACAGAAGGACCCACAGGUGGACACUGAUAACCGCGCCGACAACAGCUAUAUCGAUCCAAAGCUUAUAAACAAAUGUGAUAAUUUACCGAUAAAUCUGGUCAGAGCUUCAACUAAGGAUGUGGAUGAUAGUUGCAUCGGCGGCAUGUCUGCAGAAGGUAAGAAGCUCACGCUGAAAACCGUUGAGCCGAAACAGGAACGGUCGGUUGCUCCACCACCUCCACCACCGCGAGCCUCGAUAAGUGUGGCCCCGAAACCACCCGAACGCACGCGUAUCGAGACUAGUUUCGAUUACAGCAAAACAAACGACGGGCCCAACAGCAGCAGUGCUGAGAGCAGUAUCAGUGACAACAGUAGCCCGGCCGCAAGUCAUUCCUCCAGCCCAGUGGAUCAUCAUAGAAUAAGCAAAAGUAGUACAAACUGUGAGAAACGACCACAGCUUACCCGCCAGGAUCGGGAAGAUUCGGGAUACCGCACCGGACAUGAGUCGGGCAAUUCGGAUGUACAGGAGCAGCCGAAAAAAUCAUCCAUCGCACCGACGCCUCCGAAGGGCGAAGAUAAUCAUGCUCCCAAAAGUAGUACGGUAACGCAACCAACCUACAAUCUGACCAGGUUGAAAUCACCAUCGUCGUACUUGGGCAACCUUAACCACACACGAUCACCGUCAAGCAAUACCACACCGUCCACACCUUCGGCUGGCCGUGAUCGAUCAGUCAUAGCUUCGGCGCUGGAGCAAUUCGAUGUCGAUGAAUUUAUGCAGUCGCUGGAAGAUUUGCAUCAACGUUCGCCACUCAGUGCAAAAGAAUACAAACAUUCACUGUUUUCUCGUACCGACAGCAGUCGCCGGACGGUGUCCAGCUACGGUGAUCAUGGCAAUGGCAAACGAAGCAAUAGCCUGGACAGUGGCGGCCACAGAGAGGCCGCUGUUGUUAACACAGUCCAUCACGUACACAGCAAUAAUGAAAGUAGUGGCGUGCCACGAGUGGAUAUGUGUGUGCGGAAUGGUAGCGGCACAGCCAGUAAUAAUAACAGUAGCAAUAGUAGUAGUAGCUUUAGUAGUCCUAGCCAUUACAGUAAUAGCCUCAACAGUAACACUUACUAUAACAGCAAACCGAUUAAUACCCAACAUCCACACAACCACAGCACCACUGCUGGCGAUGGGCACGAGCAUUCAAAGGGUACGGAAACCGUUCAUCCGCCUGUCCAUCACCAACGAAGCAACGUUGCCCGUCGAAGGAUGAGCGAAGACUCAGCUGCCAUUUCGCUUCCCGCUGUACCGUCGUCGGCUAAUAAUAAUAAUGGGUCUAGCGGUACUACUUCCCUGUCGACAAUGCAGAAUUUACCUAACAUUCACAGCAGGCCAACGACGGCAGCGGACCCGUUGCAGAACGGAAGUGGCAAGAAUGGGCAGCCAGUCGCACAUCCGUACUACUCAUCGCCGAGUCCCGUAAACGGUAGGAAGAAUAGCUACAGUAACAAAUCAUCAUACCACGCUAACCAUACCGGCACAUCAGCAUCAUCAACUCCAACUUCGUCCCAUGUAACCGGACACAUGUACGAACCGAGGUACCCGGCGGAAUCGUUCGAUCAUUUGGAGCGUGAUCUGCUGAAAAGCGUACAGGAACUCAAUCGCAUGUGCGGUUCCUCGUCCUCCGUAUGUUCGAUCGAUUCCGAGGAAUUGUACAGCGUCGAGGAUUACCCGUUGAACAAGCGAUCGUCCGAACGUUCGCAGGCUAGUGCUGAUUCAGCAUAUCGCAGCAGUCUAUCCACGCAGUCACCACCAGACUAUGCACCUCCCGUGCCAAUACGCCAGACACGGCCGAGUUCGCGCAGCUCUACCACCACCUGUCAAAUCCAACCGGCGCAGCCAACGAAUGCACUAGACAGCAGCUCGUUCAGUAGCCUUCCGCUUCACACAUCGCUUCCACCGAUAACCAGUGCUUCACAGCUCAAGGGCCACAAGCAUGAAGCACUGCCCCACAAAGACAAUUCCGACGGGAUCGCAAAUCUGAUCAUGAAUCCCAUGUCCAAAUUUUGUCACGAGUGUGGUGCACGGUUUAUGAUUAGUAGCGCCAAGUUUUGUAUGUCGUGCGGUGUGCGACGCAUCACGCUGGAAUAGAGUUUGAACGUUCGAGCAAGCAGUUUCGUUUAAAAGCUUUUACUAUUCUAGCUUUACGGGCAAAAAAGGAAGGAUUACCUUAAAUAGAUUGCUUACGUUACCACACAGCAAAGAAUAUUGAGUAUGGAAGUUGUUGGAAGUGUCACCCAUGCUGUUUAAAGCAAACAAACAAACAAAAAAUCGUAGAUAAUUAAUGUAUCAAAACUUUACAAUGCACCGCAUAUUAACAAAGACUGAAAAAAAACUGUUCUAACCACAAUUGGUUGUAUGUCCUCCCCUUGAGUACACUAAGUUGAUAAACUUAUCUUACUUCCGCAUUUACUACCCAACACACUCACAUUUGCUAGGGUUUAAGGGCCGACAGACAGGCAAUGAAACACACCCACAAAAUAAUUUAUAUUUCUGUCAGAAAGAAUUAAUCAAACUCUAAUAAUGGAAGUCUAACAGGUCGUUAAUAUUGUGUUUCGUUCUCGGUUGGAAACAAUUGCAAGAUCACAGUUAAUUUAAGAUUGCAAAUUUACACAUCGUCACGUUGCAAAAGAUGGCAGUACGCUCCAUCUUUUUAUUGCAAAACCCAAAUUCUUAUCGCAAUACACGUUAUCUUGUAUCAGCAAUUUAAACGUUCAGAUACGUUAGAAGUAUGAUGUUUAUGGGCGGCGAUAAUGAUUAGUUUUUGCUUGACUUUGCUGAUGCUUUGUUAAAAAUUAUGUGCAGUAAAAAAAAAAUCUUUCGUAAUUUUUUAAAUUCAUCUCAAUGCUAAGUGGAAGCAGACGGUUUAUCUUCAUUUUACAAAACGUUUGAAUAAAAUCUAAUAAAAAGUGAAUGUCAAUGAAUCUUUCUCGCUUUUUUUAUAGCAUAGGCAUACCGAAGAAGCACCAUGCAGUUUAAAUUGUUUGUGUAGCCUGACAAAAGAAACCAAUUUCAAACGAGCUUUGUAUAGAACAUGACAGUUGAUAGAUGGAAAUUUUUGCGAGGGAAAUUUUGGUCUGCAAGACAGCAUACAUACAACUAACGUGAGUGAUUUAUCUGAUAGUGAAAACUAAAGUGUUAAUAUUUUAACAGAUUCAAUAAAAAAGAAACCUAUAACAACAUGUA
Molecule: messenger RNA, 6575 nt
Organism: Anopheles stephensi (Asian malaria mosquito)
Lineage: Eukaryota; Metazoa; Arthropoda; Insecta; Diptera; Culicidae
Exons: 10
Coding region: 720-5480 (1586 amino acids)
Source: RefSeq, a predicted model, not a curated record